AUGCUGCGCAAAAAGGAUACCUACACCGUCGUCACGCCCAUUCCCGGCUACAUCCCGCGCCAGCUCGCCCUCGACAUCCUCCAGUCGCACAGCGAAGUCAUCGCCCUCAACCCGCUCGUCCUCAGCCACAGGCCCAUCUCGGCGCCGCGCAACGCCGCCGCCGACGAGUACUACAGCACCUGGUACGAAAUCACCCAGCGCGUCCAGUUCGUCCCCGGCAUGGGCCGCAUCGGGUCCGGCCAAAUCACCUUCAACGGCUGCUUCCACGACAUGCCCUGGGGCCUGCAGACGCACAUCUACGCGCCCCUCGGCGUCGACCUGCGCAACAAGUACCGUGUCGGCGGCAACCAGCCGGGCGUCGAGCCGCCCGAGCAGCGCGAGCUCGGCAUGGAGUCCCUGGGUAUCCCGUCGAGCGGGCUGUACCUGCGCCAGGAGGCCGAGAUCAAGUGCAACAUUGCCAUGAUGGGCUUUGUCAAGUCGGAGCUGCAAAAGGCCUGCAAGGACAUGGUCGACCGCAUCAUUAAAAAGGCCGAGCUGCUCGACUCGGGCGCCCUGCAGGCCCUGUUUGAGAAUGGCAAGCUCAAGACGGUCAACCCGAAUGACCGCUCCCAGCUGCCCGACGCGGCGCACAGGGCGUCCACGCCGCUCUCGCCCGCGACGAGCUUCGUCUCGCCCCGGCCCGGCCACAUCUCGACCUUUUACAACCCGAAUUCCUCGUCGCCGCCGCUGCAGUCGCCACCGAUGCCGCAGUCGCCGCAACAGUUCGGCCAGGGCUACCACACACCGCCCGCCCCGCCGCCCAAGGAGUAUUCCACGGUGCUUGAGCUGCCCGGCGACUAUAGGCACAUGAGUGGUGGCAGCAUCCCUUCGCCGCAGCCCAGCCCUGCGUUUCAACAGUCACAGAGGUCAUCAAUGACGCCCUCAGAUCCGCGCUGGUCGCAGAACCUGCAACAUGCCCAUCCUGACCACCGCUCGAGUGUGGGCUCAUCAACCGGGAGCAUUGCCGCACAACCAGCGCGGCAUAGUUACGCUGCAGAACUGGCGGCACAUAAAGAGACGCCAGAGGAGCACCGUUAG
Messenger RNA from Cordyceps militaris CM01, 1077 nucleotides. RefSeq lists its product as uncharacterized. The transcript has a single exon. NCBI's taxonomy places the organism in Eukaryota, Fungi, Ascomycota, Sordariomycetes, Hypocreales, Cordycipitaceae. The record is from RefSeq and is a predicted model, not a curated record. Bases 1 to 1077 code for a protein of 358 amino acids.